GGUCGCUUUAAGAGAUAUCUCGGCUCCUAUCAGAGCUCCUGGCAGGACGCCUCCUACCUUCUCCUCGACCAAAAACUCUGCCGAGUCUCACCUGAUGCAAAGCUGCGCGCGGAGUCCGAGGAGAAAGGCAAAUUAAACAGCUGAAUAGAGAGCGCACAGGGAGGACAGAAGUGUCACCUCCACCUGUCCGGAGCCGAGAAAGUCCUUCUCAGCGCGUGCAGACACGCAGCUGCAGACAGAAAGGGAGCUCAGGGCAUCUGCAUGGACCCAGGGCAGCGAGUGAAGUCUGCUGUGACGACUGUCAGAGGUUAAGGAUAAUGGAGCGUUGUAAACAAUGCAAAUAUUAUUCAUGAAGUAAUUACAGACUGUGUGACACAAACAACUACUCCAAUUAAACCCCGGCUUUGAGGUGAGCCAAGGAAAACCAUCAUGGAGCUGCAGCACAGCACAAACCACAAUCAGGCCUUGUGGAAAGAGAUACCGUGGGAUUUCGCAGACGACUGCUCGCUCUCGGUGAGUGGAACUACUUUCCUCAUUGUCGCCUACAGCACAGUGAUGGCGGUGGGUCUCAUUGGGAACUCUUGUCUGGUGUUUGUCAUCACGCGGCACAAAGAGAUGCAGAAUGUCACCAACAUCUUCAUCGCCAACCUGUCAUGUUCUGACAUCCUGAUGUGUAUUGUAUGUCUACCAGUCACGAUUAUCUACACCCUGAUGGACCGCUGGAUCCUCGGGGAUGCACUCUGCAAGCUCACGCCCUUCAUCCAGUGCAUAUCUGUUACCGUCUCCAUUUUCUCCCUCGUCCUCAUCGCUAUGGAGCGCUACCAGCUGAUCGUCCACCCGACUGGAUGGAAGCCUGUGGUGGGCCAGUCCUACCUGGCUGUGGCUGUCACCUGGCUCGUGGCCUGCCUCAUCUCAGUGCCUUUCCUCUCAUACAGUGUCCUGACCCUGCCUUUUCAAAACCUCAGCAUCCCCUUCCCAGUUGGCGACCAGCUUGUCUGUAUGGAGCGCUGGCCUUCGGUUCAAGAGCGACGGGCUUACACCACCUCCCUGCUCAUCUUCCAAUACUUCCUCCCUCUCGUCCUCAUCAUGGUCUGCUACCUCCAUGUCUACCUGCGUCUCAGGAGGAGGAAGGACAUGGUUGAACGUGGCAGGAACACCACCCAAAAGAAAAAUAAAGGCGCCACAAGAAUCAACGCCAUGCUGGUCUCCAUCGUGGUGGCAUUUGCCCUCUCCUGGCUUCCCCUCAAUGUCUUUAACACGGUGUUCGACUGGAACCAUGAGGCAAUCCCAUCCUGCGGCCAUGACGUCAUCUUCUCAUUCUGCCACCUCACGGCCAUGGCCUCCACCUGCGUCAAUCCCAUCAUCUACGGAUUCCUCAACAGCAAUUUCCAGAAGCAGCUCAAGUCCACCCUGUUGCGCUGCCGCUGUUGGGGGGUGGCAGAGAGGUACGAAAGCGUCCCACUCUCCACUGUCAGCACAGAAGUCACCAAAGGGUCAACUCUCAGCAAUGGCUCUAUCAGUAUCAAUACCUAAACCUCUCCAGACAAGACAAAGACACUACGAGGGGCUUCUUUGUUACAUCCUUCUGGCGCUUUUUUUUCUGCAACAUUGAAUCCAAAAGGAGGGUUGGCAUUUUCAAGCCUGAAACCUCCUUAUAGUAGUCCAACAGGACACAGCUGAGGACCAUUUACCAGCAUGGUGUGUUGGUUUCAGUUCAGUUUCAGGCAAAAGAGGAAGCAGAUAACUAAAUGACAGUACAAAGGUAGGACAACUUUUAGAGUUGUGUGGCAGCUGAAGGCACUUUACAUGCGCACUUUUGCAACUGAAGUCUGUAUAGUCCAUCCCUUAUGUGCUUUGGACACAAAAAGACACUAUCAUAUCUUCUUUGAAAGCACUGGGAUGUACUAAGAAGGAUUUCCUUUCCAUGUUUACCCACUGUAAGGGACCAACAAAGAGUAUUGAAAGGACAAAGGGAUUCAGUACUGCAUUGUUUAUUUUCCAUGUUGCUGUUUUAUGUUAAUACUUUGGAUGAAGCAUAUUAAGGGAGUGUGAUGCCCUAAUGAUUAUGGGCAGAGGAGCCUAUAGGGAAGAGAACAUUAAUGCAUAUAACAUGGCUUCAGGCAUUUAUUCAGAUGAUCUCCUAGCGUUAUCUUAAUGCUUUUCUUAUUACCUACAAUCAUCACAAACGAUGUAAAGAUCUUUUCCAGAAAACCUUGGCAGGAGCUAUAUACAUUUAAUGAUCCCUGCCAAGGCCUGAACUGAAGUGUAUUGUGUGUGCGUCCUUUUUUUCUCAUAAAAUGUGCCAUACAAUGACCGUAUGUCAAGUGCCGUAAAACAAAAUAAAAGUGUCA
Messenger RNA from Cheilinus undulatus (humphead wrasse), 2351 nucleotides. It is a transcript of the gene npy8br, whose product is annotated as neuropeptide Y receptor Y8b. Gene Ontology annotation, cellular component: neuron projection; plasma membrane. The transcript has 3 exons. Bases 430 to 1533 code for a protein of 367 amino acids. The record is from RefSeq and is a predicted model, not a curated record. NCBI's taxonomy places the organism in Eukaryota, Metazoa, Chordata, Actinopteri, Labriformes, Labridae. Gene Ontology annotation, molecular function: neuropeptide binding; neuropeptide Y receptor activity. Gene Ontology annotation, biological process: G protein-coupled receptor signaling pathway.